Molecule: messenger RNA, 1104 nt
Organism: Sodiomyces alkalinus F11
Lineage: Eukaryota; Fungi; Ascomycota; Sordariomycetes; Glomerellales; Plectosphaerellaceae
Exons: 2
Coding region: 401-976 (191 amino acids)
Source: RefSeq, a predicted model, not a curated record
GGCCUGUGCCCACCCCCGAGGCUCGUGCUAAUGCGACAGUUAACCAUAUCUGAUAUGGGGACCUACUCGUCACUUCCUAACCAAUCUCCAGAGUCCAGACCACCUCAGUCUUCAUCGCCCAAAAUGAAGACCUCCCCGCCCGCAUCUGAUGCGGCUUGGGAUGAAAGCGUCGAGUUUCGCACUACUUCUAUAUUCUCCUCGCUAUCUACGCUGUUCCUCAAUGAGAAGUUCUCCGAUAUGACUAUUACUUGUCGGGGCGAGGAAUUUAAAGUCCAUCGUGCAGUAGUUUGCACCCAGUCCCCUUUCUUUGACAAAGCUAUGACCGGUGGCUUCAAGCACUACGGGAGUCAUCGACCUCCCCGACGACGACCCGGAGACCGUCAAGCCUUUUUUGCAGUUUAUGUACACGGGAACUUAUGAAGACGGAGAAACUCCCACUUUUGGAAAGCUGUCUUCCGCCGCCUUGACGCCCCCCGGGAAAGUUCUUGUCGCUCUUGACACUUUUCCAGGCGAGACAGAACCGAAGUCGGAGUUUACAUUCGAAGAAGAUCCCGAGGCCUCCGCCCCAGACCCCGUUGCUGAUUGUGACGAAUCUGACAACUUGGGCGCACUCGACCUUCCCAUUCCUCCGCGAUGCCUAUUUCUCCCCCUUAGACUAUACGUUAUGGCCGACAAGUACGACGUGCCGGCGCUUCGACUACUCGCCCGAGACCGCUUCUACAGAAGCGCAGAGUGUGGGCGGAUGGAUGAUGACUUUCCCGACGUGAUCGACGAGCUUUUCCAGACUACUCGUCAAAACGAUACAAGUCUGCGUGAGAUAGUAUGUUCUCUGGUUGGUAGCAAAGCGCGGGACAGGGAAUACCGAGAGAAGAUGGACCCGGUCAUGCGCAAGCACGGAGAUUUUGCUGUCGGGGUUCUGAACUACGUACUUCUUAACUCCAACCUCCCAAGUGGCGAAACAAGGUUUCAUGGAUGAAGUAGUAGAUUACACUGGGAGUUUGGUCUCAGCAAUACGGGGUCAAGAAUUCACCCACGUAGCCUGUUCAGAAAGAAAACAUGGGAAAGCACGAAGUUGAUGAUCCAAGCGGUGUGGUAUGGCUUGGC